Messenger RNA from Symbiodinium necroappetens, 2298 nucleotides. Lineage: Eukaryota; Dinophyceae; Suessiales; Symbiodiniaceae. The record is from the annotation of a GenBank genome assembly.
AUGCAGUGCGGCUAUGGGGCUGGCUACGCCGCACCAAACCCUUACGCCAAUGGCUAUGGAUGGGCUCCCCAAGUGCCUUCGAUAAAUGGUCCGUCUGGCUGCAGUGGCUACGGGUACGGCGAGGGGUUCCAGCAAGGUGCUACGGGCACCGCUGGCAUGCAGACCGGCAAGAGCGGACAAAAUGGAAAGGGUGACGGCAAGAGCAGAGGCAAGAACAGCAAAGGAGGCGGUGACAGAGAUCGUGCACAAAAGGCAUGGUCCAGUGAAGGCAAUUCCGAGGCACUGUCUGGUUUCAAUGCCAUGUCAGCUGCGGCGAGCAGCUAUGUUAAGAAGGCCCCCAAGCAGGUGAAGGCUCCGGCAGAAAUGAAUGCACCCUCCUACGACGAGCGCAAUCCGUACCGGCUCAAGAAUCACAUUCGCGCAUGGCAUACGGAUGGUUCCACCACAUCUGUACCCGAGCCCUAUGGAAGCUAUCCAGAGGCGCAGCUGCCCCGUCCGCUCUUGGAUGGCUUCAAGCGUGCUGGCUUCCAGGCCCCCACCCCCAUACAGGCACAGGUGUGGCCCAUUCUAGACAACGGCUGGGAUGUCAUCGGCAUCGCCAAGACUGGCUCUGGCAAAACCUUGGGCUUCCUGGUCCCGGCUUACCGGUGGAUGACCGCCAGCUACGUGGCAGGUAUCCGCACCCUCAUCAUGGCACCCACGAGGGAGCUGGCCACACAGAUCCAUGAUGAGGCCAGCAAGUUCGCCGGGGCUUCGGGCUGCUCCAGUGCAUGCGUCUACGGCGGCCAACCCAAGCGUGAGCAGCUGCCGGCCGUGCGGGCUGGAGCGCCGAUUCUGGUGGCCACGCCCGGCCGCCUCAACGACUUCCUGGAGUACAAGGACAUCAAUCUAUCCGGGGUGGGGUAUCUCGUCUUCGACGAGGCCGACCGAAUGCUAGACAUGGGGUUUGAACCCCAAAUUCGGGACAUCAUGAAGAAGGUGCCCAGAAAGAGGCAGACGCUGAUGUUCAGCGCCACCUGGCCCGAGGAGGUGCAAAACCUCGCGCAUGAUUUCCUCAGCUCGCCCAUCCAUGUGCAAGUUGGCGACACGUCCUCCUUAUCGGCUAACGAAGACAUCAGUCAACAAGUGUGGAUGCUGAAUUCUUCAGACGACAAGGAUGCGGCUUUGGUAGAGGCACUGCAGCUCUACGGGGGUCCUCGCCAGCGAGUUCUGGUGUUCGUGGCAAUGAAAAAGCAGUGUGAUAUGGUGAUGCGGAUGCUGCGCAAGUAUCAGAUCUCGGCCAACACCAUGCACAGCGAUAAGGACCAGCAGCAGCGAGAGGAGGCAUUGCAGCAAUUCAAGACCGGCGAGACGGCAGUGCUGAUAGCCACGGACGUCGCGGCCCGUGGGCUGGACAUCAAAGGCCGCUCCAGGGUCAUCAACUACGACUCCGCCAACAGCACUGAAGAUCACGUUCACAGAAUAGGAAGAACAGGCCGCGCGGGGCAGAAGGGGCACAGCAUCACUUUUCUCGCCAAGUCAGGCGAGGAUGCCUGGAAGGCUAUCGGCAUCGCAGAGGUCAUGCAGAAAGCGGGCUGCGCCGUCCCUCCAGAGAUGAAGCAGGUGGUUGAUCGGAUGCUGUGGAGGCGGCAGCAGUCCCAGCAGCCGCGGCCCAAGGUUCCAGCCAUGCUCGAGGUCCUGAUGGUGGCCGAGAAGCCUUCCGUAGCCAAACUGAUUGCGGAGAUCCUGUCUGGGGGCCGCAUGCGCUUUCGCAAAGGCCAAAGCCGAGCCGUACAAAUCUACGAGUUCAACAGCUGGUUUCCACCAGCACAUCAACAGUGUCGGAUCAUGCAGACCUCCACCAUCGGCCACGUUUUUGGAUUGGACUUCAAGGAGAAUCGCCCGAAAGAUAUUGCGGAACUUUUCCAUGAUCCCUGCAAGAAGACCAUCGAAGAUGGCACGGCCAAGAACAGGAUCGUCGAGCACUUCCAGGAGCUGGCCGCAGAAGCCGACUACUUGGCGCUCUGGCUCGACUGCGACAAGGAGGGAGAGAACAUCUGCUUCGAGGUCAUCUCCUUGUGCGAGAACAUCCCGCGCGAUAACAUUUACAGGGCCCAGUUCUCCGCCUUGACCGAGCCGGAACUGCGAGGCGCCUACAACAACUUGGGCCGGCCGGACAAGCUGGCGGCCCAAGCCGUGGAUGCCUCAGUGGCCUCCAGACAGAAGAGCAAGCGGGUCUGUGACUCUCUGCGUGGGUAUGUAUGUAUGUAUGUGUGUGUGUAUAUAUAUAUAUAUGCGCAUAUAUAUAUAUAUAUAUAG